AUCUGUGAAUGAACUUUACUAAGUAUGGAUCCAGGUGGUGGAAGUCUUGGAUUGCACACAUCAGAAUCUAGAAUGGCCCAUACCAUGAUUAUGCAGGAUUUUGUGGCUGGAGUGGCUGGUACUGCACAUAUUGAUGGAGACCACAUUGUUGUCUCAGUUCCUGAAGCUGUAUUAGUUUCUGAUGUUGUCACAGAUGAUGGCAUAACUCUUGAUCAUGGCCUUGCAGCUGAAGUUGUCCAUGGGCCUGAUAUCAUCACAGAGACUGAUGUAGUAACAGAAGGUGUGAUUGUUCCUGAAGCUGUUCUUGAUGCUGAUGUUGCCAUUGAAGAAGAUUUAGAGGAAGAUGAUGGUGAUCACAUGCUGACUUCUGAGCUAAUUACAGAAACUGUUAGGGUACCUGAACAGGUUUUUGUGGCUGACCUUGUCACUGGUCCUGAUGGACACUUAGAACAUGUGGUUCAAGAUUGUAUUUCAGGAGUUGACUCUCCCACAAUGGUAUCAGAGGAGGUGCUUGUAACUAAUUCAGAUACAGAAACUGUGAUUCAAGGAGCCAGUGGUGUUCCUGGUUCUACAGUUACUAUAAAAACCGAAGAUGAUGACGAUGACGACAAUGAUGAUGAUGUCAAGAGCACUUCAGAAGACUACUUAAUGAUAUCUUUGGAUGAUGUUGGGGAGAAAUUAGAACAUAUGGGAAACACACCAUUAAAAAUCAGCAAUGAUGGUUCACAAGAUAUUAAAGAAGACGAGUUUGGUUCAGAAGUAAUAAAAGUAUAUAUAUUUAAAGCCGAAGCUGAAGAUGAUGUUGAAAUAGGAGGAACAGAAAUUGUCACAGAGAGUGAAUACACUAAUGGACAUUCUGUAGCUGGAGUGCUUGACCAGAGCCAAAUGCAACGGGAGAAGAUGGUUUACAUGGCAGUAAAAGAUUCUUCUCAAGAGGAAGAUGACAUCAGAGAUGAAAGAAGAGUUUCACGGAGGUAUGAAGAUUAUCAAACAUCAGGAAAUAGUUUGGAUUCAUCUCUAGAAAAAAGAAGUAACACAGCAGCACAGUACCUUCAAAUUUGUGAUACUAUUAAUACGAAUAAAGUACUUAAACAAAAAGCCAAGAAGAGAAGAAGGGGAGAAACCAGGCAGUGGCAAACAGCUGUUAUAAUAGGUCCUGAUGGACAGCCCUUGACAGUAUACCCUUGCCACAUUUGCACAAAAAAGUUUAAAUCCAGGGGAUUCUUGAAAAGACACAUGAAAAAUCAUCCUGAUCACUUGAUGAGAAAAAAAUAUCAGUGUACAGAUUGUGAUUUUACAACUAACAAAAAAGUGAGUUUCCACAACCAUUUAGAAAGCCAUAAGCUUAUAAACAAACUUGACAAAACACAUGAAUUUACAGAAUACACACGAAGAUACAGAGAAGCUAGUCCAUUGAAUUCAAAUAAACUUAUUUUAAGAGACAAGGAGCCGAAGAUGCACAAGUGCAAAUACUGUGACUAUGAAACUGCAGAACAAGGAUUCUUGAAUAGACAUUUAUUGGCUGUUCAUAGCAAACAUUUUCCUCAUGUUUGUGUUGAGUGUGGGAAGGGCUUUCGACAUCCUUCUGAGCUAAAGAAGCAUAUGAGAAUCCAUACUGGUGAGAAGCCAUAUCAGUGUCAGUAUUGUGUCUUCAGGUGUGCAGAUCAGUCAAAUCUGAAAACUCACAUUAAGUCUAAACAUGGUAACAACUUACCAUAUAAAUGUGAGCACUGUCCUCAAGCAUUUGGUGAUGAGAGGGAGCUUCAGCGUCAUCUAGAUAUGUUUCAAGGACACAAGAUACACCAGUGUCCUCAUUGUGACCACAAGAGCACCAACUCAAGUGACCUUAAACGGCACAUCAUAUCUGUCCAUACUAAGGAUUUUCCUCACAAAUGUGAAGUCUGUGAUAAAGGUUUCCAUCGUCCUUCUGAGCUUAAAAAGCAUAGUGAUAGUCAUAAGGGUAGGAAGAUUCAUCAAUGUAGGCACUGUGAUUUUAAGACAUCAGAUCCAUUUAUUCUUAGUGGUCAUAUCCUUUCAGUUCAUACUAAGGAUCAGUCAUUAAAGUGUAAAAGGUGCAAGAGAAGUUUCAGACAACAGAAUGAGCUCAAGAAGCAUAUGAAGACCCAUAAUGGAAGGAAGAUCUACCAAUGUGAGUAUUGUGAAUAUAGCACUACAGAUGCAUCUGGCUUUAAACGACAUGUGAUAUCAAUCCAUACAAAAGACUACCCACACAGAUGUGAAUUCUGCAAGAAGGGAUUCCGAAGACCUUCAGAAAAAAAUCAACAUAUUAUGAGGCACCAUAAGGAGGCUCUUAUGCAGUAGCACCGAUAUGAAGGAAAAUGCUGUUUAAAGAUUUGUUAAUUAGGAAAAUUUCAUGUAAUGUUUCAUCUGGUUUCAAAGCUUCAUAUUAAAUCAUAACUUUACAUUCUUUGUAUUAAAGAUCUUACAGUACUUUAAUUUGCAGGAGAUCUCAUAGCCCUUUGAAAAUUACAUAAGUAAGGAACACCAUAAAAUGGUUGCAGAAUAUGUGUUUGUUUAAUACUAUUAUAUGCAUAAUUAAACUGCAGCGGGGAAAAGUAUGAUUUGAUUCAUCGUACUAGAGACAGAUGUUUCUGAAAAGAUAUAUCUAUUGAGUGUAACAAUGUUUUGCUUUAGCAAGC
Elephantulus edwardii (Cape elephant shrew) is the source of this 2660-nucleotide messenger RNA. It is a transcript of the gene ZNF711, whose product is annotated as zinc finger protein 711. The coding region runs from base 25 to 2322 and encodes 765 amino acids. NCBI's taxonomy places the organism in Eukaryota, Metazoa, Chordata, Mammalia, Macroscelidea, Macroscelididae. Gene Ontology annotation, cellular component: nucleus. Gene Ontology annotation, molecular function: metal ion binding; DNA-binding transcription factor activity, RNA polymerase II-specific; RNA polymerase II transcription regulatory region sequence-specific DNA binding. Gene Ontology annotation, biological process: regulation of transcription by RNA polymerase II. The record is from RefSeq and is a predicted model, not a curated record. The transcript is spliced from 7 exons.